AUGCGCGCACCCGCGUCGCGCCACAGGACGAGCGACCAGAGCGCGUCCACUCACGCGCUGGACGACCUCCUGCUCUCAUCACUACCGUCGCCACUACCACUGCGAGCAGCAGCAACAGCAGGAGAAGCUCCGGUCACGAAGCGACGUGGGAGACGCUGUGGGCAUCGCCGUAUUUCGGUCGCACUUGGGGCACUCGUCUGCACUUUCUGGUCCGUCUUGACGUCCAUCGAACUGCCGAUACGUGUACAGCAUCUCGUGGGCGGUCUCUUGCUCGUGUCAGGCGCCGGCUUUUGCUACACGAGCGCGUGCCACGUCAUGGAACACUUCUCACAGACUGCGCACGUGGCUGAUGGGCAGUUGGACCGAUGGCACAUGCGGCUCUGGUCGAGCGAAAAGGCGCGACGCUGGCUCGAUCGAUGCACGUGGAUUGCGGGUGUUUUGUUGCUGCUCUAUACGGUCUCUCACUCGAUGUGGAUCGCAGUUGGCGGAGGAGCAGCUGCAGCGCUCGUCGUGGCGGGUACAAGCGACUCGAUGGCAUCGGCUGUGCAUCUGUUUGAUACGAAGCGACUGGACGUGGAUCAGAUGAGCGGUGUCCGGAACACAUUGUGGCCGAAGAUCGUGCUGGCGUGUGGCUGUGUGGGCUACAUGAUCGUCGAGACAGGCACAAGGCUGCGAGGCUAUGUCAUGGACAAUAAGGAGACUGACGAGGCACAAGAGACGCCGUGUCAGUUGAUUGAUCACGCCGUGGUCAAUUGCUUGGUGAGUGCACUAGUUGGUGCAUCGCUCCUCUUGGCUAGUAAACGGCUGCCCUGUUUGUGCACACCAGCUCGUCCAGUGGGUAUUGUACUCCAGAGACGCAUUGUUGGAGCUAGAGAGAAUUGGAAGCGGUAUCCGCUGCGGUCGCUAGGCGAGAUCACAGGGACGAGUGGAGUCACGAUGUGGUACUAUAGCGCUUCGAACGACGUGGUGCAGUCUGUGCAGCUCGGAGCUUUCUGUGGCGUGCUGCUCGUCCUUGGUAGCGAAUUGCUGGCCUCCUCCAGCUGGCCCCGAUCUGUGAGUCCGUCAAAUUUACAGGUAGAAGUGAGAACGCGUGCUAGUCACUGGAUGAAGCGCAUUCCGGUAGUUGGGAUGCUAGUGUGGCUAACCUUUCGAGCGCAUGCUGCGGUCGGUCAUGCUGCUAACGUGUCACCAACGUUAUCAGCACUCAUUUUGGUCUUUAUUGUUGCAGCCGCUGUCGCGCUUACGUUUCUCGCGCCGUCGAGCGAGCCGUCUUGGGCGAAACUGCUUCAAUGUGGACAACGAUUGGCGGCCAAAAUUUGCGCUGGCAGUAUCACGCUCAUCGCGCCUAUGGUUUCUCAUGGACCACCGGGAGUGAUAUUUUCCUGUGGUCUAUCCGCUUUCUGCAUUGCUUUUUCAAGGGAACGCUGGGAUGAUAUCGAAUUGAGUGAAGGAGGUCAACCGGGAGAAGCCAGACGCGGUGUACUCGUCUCGCCUUCAUCUGCUGGAACGGGCAGUUCAAACUGGACACAGGGCGCUGAGCGUUCUUGUGGUGCGCAACAGUCAUGGUCUGCUUAUGCCCUGAGUGUCAUAAAAGAGCGGUACCCUCGUUUCUAUAAACGGGUAAAAUGGACGUUUGUGGGCAUCAUGGUGGUAUCAACAUUUGAUUUGUGCUCAACGCUUCUCGCUGUGAUUAACAACAACGGGACCGUGCUUUCUCUUUCGCAAUACUCUGCAAUCAACGUCGUUGUCUCAGCAUCGGUGGGAUACCUGACCAGUCCGGCUCCGUACGAACUGCACCCUGCCGUGUUGCUCCACACGGGAGUGAAACAGUUUAAGAACAAGUGGAACGUGUUUCCGCUUCACAUGUUUGUCGAAACGCUGAUUUCUGCUGGAGUGUUCGUUGGUACGUUUACUGCUUCGUCCACAGCAUUCAGCUCACUCACGCUGGCUGCGCUCUCAGGUAUUGUGGUAUCCGUUGGUGGCCACUCAGUAUGCUCGCGCCUCCAUCUGACCAUUGGCACUCACAUGCGCAUGCAGCUGACUGCCACGUGCGCGCUGCUCUUUUGUUCGUUCUUGAUAACGUAUGCUUCGAUGGUGUCACUGCUAUCUAUUUAUCACUACUUCGAUAGUAUCGAGGCAGCAUUCUGUCUCGCUUCGUUCGCUGGAAUGUUCUUCCUGGCAGCAAGUGAGCUGUUCUUGAUGUGGGGACCAACGCGCGAUGUCGGACUGCUACUCCAGGGCCGGGUUACAAAUGCAAAGAAAAACUGGCAACUGGAGCCGCUGCGCUCGUUCUUGGAGCUUUUCACGUGGUUCGCAGUCAUCUGGGGAUCAUUCGCAAUGUAUGAUGACCUUCUGUUGGCGCUUCAGCUUGGCACAUUCUCAGGAAUUGCAGUUACUUUGUCCGGCGAGUUUUUCCGGAAAAAAACUCGCUCAAAGCUGAUUCCGGGGCGCCUUGCCCUGCCCAUGGAGAGUGAGACAACCACGUCGCCAAUGUCACCAACAAGAACGGUGUGCGGCAACGUUACUGGACCAGAUCAAGCUCGCCCGCUUCCUGUGAUGCUCCUGUUCGCUUACGUUGGCUCAGGCACGUUUCAGUGGAUCUUCGAGAAUAAGCGCAGUCUCGAAGUCACAGUCCUUCUUGCCACCGUCGCAGGAAUAUUUUUCUUGUGCUGUGCCGAUAUGCUUGUACUCUUCAAACCGACGCGUUGGGCGGGAGUGAUCUUGCAGGACCGCUUCAUUAACGUCCAACAAAAUUGGCGCGAGUAUCCGGUGCGAUCCUUCGUCGAGUUUGGCUGCUUUGUCGGUGUUAUAUACGGCAGCUACGCGAUUUAUCACGAUCUGGUCGUCGCAGUUCAAGUCGGCACCCUAUCUGGAAUCGUGGUGACACUCGGUGGAGAGCAAGUGCGAAGUCGUGCACGGGCUUUGCCCAUGAGUGAAUCUGAGGAAAAUGCAGUGGAAAAGGUGCAGAUUCUUCCGCUUCCGGUCAUGGGUCUGCUAGGCCUUGUUGGGGCCGUUGCAUUCAACAUCAUCUAUACGCAUCUUCGCAGUAUCGAGGUUGCGUUUGUCCUUGCUACGAUGAGCGGGGUCAUUUUUGCGCUGGUUGGCGACAUGUUCGUCAUCUGGAAGCCCACACGUAAGGUCGGCAUGGUUAUCCAGGAGCGCAUAUUGUACGUCAAGCAGAACUUCGCCAGUCACACAUGUCGUUCGUGGAUGGAAGUGGUCUCGCUGUGCGGCGGCUGGUACAUCUCCUACGACUUCUUGUGGCCAAGGGAUAUUCUUAUCGCCAUUCAGUUUGGCACUACACUUGGAAUUGUCACGUGUGUUUGUGGAGAGCUUACAAUGGAGUUCGUUGCUGAAACGGAACGCCGCUUGAUGGCGGAUAUCUCAGCCAGACUGGCACACGAUCCACAGAGGAACAGCGUUUUUUUCAACCUGCCGUACGAGAUUCAGUUCAAAGUGGCGUACUUUUUGGCAGCAGAGGAUCUUCUGGUCGCACGCGCGACGUGCCAUAAGGUGAAUAACAUGUUGAAAGCGGAAUCUGCUCGCUUCUGGUUGCACGCGAGUCUAAAACGAACGGUUCAAGAUCACUCUGAUCUACGAGGAUGCUCUCAAUCCCACGGUAUUCGCCAUCGGAUGGAAAACCGCGCUCGCUCACUCGUGUAUGAGGCCAUCACGCUCUUGCUGCCUAAAAUCGUGGGGACCAGAGACCCAGCUCAAGUACUUACGUCCGGCAAUGAAGUCAAUCGUGCACUGAAGUGGGUGUACCUGAAUGCCGACUGGAUCCGGAGACAAAACCUUCCACCGCUGGUGAAAGAAGGUGCUAUCGAAGGCAGUGCGCUCAUCACGUUAACUGCAGGAGAUGUUGCUUUUGACGUAUUCCGCCACAUGCCCGACAAGAGUUCAUUGGGGAUCAUCGUAACGCGCGACGACAACUUUGCCAUUGAACGCAUUGAAGUGCCUAAGGGAGUCUAUGCCACGAUCCAAAGGGACCCGUUCAGCUUUGUGGCUGCAGAGACCCUAUCCACCUUAGACGUGUUUUCGAAUUGGCACUUGACGAUCGUAGCCUUCGCUACGAUGACCCUUAUUUUCAUCGGGCAAUUUCUCAGCGACCUGUUUCGCUCCUACGUCCUUCCAGGUUCGCCUACGUGGUGGGGGUUACGCUGA
This is a messenger RNA of Hyaloperonospora brassicae, 4164 nucleotides long. Lineage: Eukaryota; Oomycota; Peronosporomycetes; Peronosporales; Peronosporaceae. The record is from the annotation of a GenBank genome assembly.